Messenger RNA from Trichoderma citrinoviride, 408 nucleotides. RefSeq names its product ribonuclease-domain-containing protein. The transcript has 3 exons. Bases 1 to 408 code for a protein of 135 amino acids. Gene Ontology annotation, molecular function: RNA nuclease activity; RNA binding. NCBI's taxonomy places the organism in Eukaryota, Fungi, Ascomycota, Sordariomycetes, Hypocreales, Hypocreaceae. The record is from RefSeq and is a predicted model, not a curated record.
AUGGUCAGCUUCAAGUCUGUUGCCGCCGUCGUCGGCUUCGUCGCCAGCGCCUCUGCCGCUGCCAUCGACAGCACCCUGGUCGACAAGCGCGCUGCUUGCGUGUACACUUGCGGCUCUGUCUGCUACUGGCAGUCCGACAUUGACGCUGCUCUAUCCAAGGGAUACAGCCUGUACAAGUCUGGUGAUGACGAAGACUCCUACCCUCACCAGUACAACGACUACGAGGGCUUCAAGUUCCCUACCGCUUCCCCUUGGUACGAAUUCCCCAUUCUGUCCUCCUUCGACGUCUACACCGGCGGCAGCCCCGGACCCGACCGAGUCAUUUUCGACUCCAAGGGCAACUUCGACUCUGUCAUCACCCACACCGGAGCCAGCGGCGACGACUUUGUUGCUUGCAAGAAGGAUUAA